Messenger RNA from Mus caroli (Ryukyu mouse), 3428 nucleotides. RefSeq names its product tryptophan 2,3-dioxygenase (gene Tdo2). The record is from RefSeq and is a predicted model, not a curated record. Lineage: Eukaryota; Metazoa; Chordata; Mammalia; Rodentia; Muridae. Gene Ontology annotation, molecular function: metal ion binding; heme binding; L-tryptophan 2,3-dioxygenase activity.
AUCUCUCUCUCCCUCUACUUCCCAGAGAUUAUUCUUUUCCCACUACAGAGUAGGGCUGACAUUUCAAUGCUUGUUUCUCAGAAGUUGGGAGACUACCCUACUGGGAGAAGUUAAACUUUUGCCUAUAAUGCCAUUCUCUUUAAGGAUUCUUAUGCUAAUAGAAAAGCUUUAUUGGAAUUAAGUAGUUAAGUGUAAAUGUCUAUGGACUUGGCCUCUAUUGAUUUAUUUGAUGUCUUCUAUGUUGGAUAUAAAAGCUCAACUUGGCAAGUUAGAGGGUUCGAUUUGGCACGCCCUGCUAGCAAACAAGCUGUGCCCCAACAAAAAUCCACCCUCAAGUUACAGAGGCUCAGUUCUGAACCAGUAAGAAUGAGAUCCUGGCUAAGAGUGUAAGCUGGAUGCUGAUUGGCUGUGUCUGGUAAUCAGGAUACAUAAAAGGCAAGCACUAAAGUAUCUGGGAAGGUUGAUACUAUUCCUGACCUAGCAAACCUGUGUGGUCCUGAGACACUUCAGUACUAUGAGUGGGUGCCCGUUUGCAGGAAACAGUGUAGGAUACACUUUGAAAAACUUAUCCUUGGAAGACAAUGAAGAAGACAGAGCUCAAACUGGUGUAAACAGAGCCAGCAAAGGAGGACUUAUCUAUGGCAAUUACUUGCAGUUGGAAAAGAUUUUGAAUGCACAAGAACUUCAGAGUGAAGUAAAAGGGAAUAAAAUCCAUGACGAGCACCUAUUCAUCAUAACUCAUCAAGCUUAUGAACUUUGGUUUAAACAAAUCCUCUGGGAACUAGAUUCUGUUCGUGAAAUAUUCCAAAAUGGCCAUGUCAGGGAUGAGAGGAACAUGCUCAAGGUGAUAGCUCGGAUGCAUCGUGUGGUGGUCAUCUUCAAGCUCCUGGUACAGCAAUUCUCGGUUCUGGAAACAAUGACUGCUUUGGACUUCAAUGACUUCAGAGAAUACCUAUCUCCAGCAUCAGGCUUCCAGAGUCUACAGUUCCGGCUGCUAGAAAAUAAGAUUGGUGUUCUUCAGAGCUUGAGAGUCCCUUACAACAGGAAACACUAUCGUGAUAACUUUGGAGGAGACUACAAUGAGCUGUUGCUGAAAUCAGAGCAGGAGCAGACACUGUUGCAGCUCGUGGAGGCAUGGCUGGAAAGAACACCUGGUUUAGAGCCACAUGGAUUUAAUUUCUGGGGAAAGUUUGAAAAAAAUAUCUUGAAAGGCCUGGAAGAAGAAUUUCUAAGGAUUCAGGCUAAAAACGACUCUGAAGAAAAAGAGGAACAGAUGGCAGAGUUCCGGAAGCAGAAGGAGGUGCUGCUCUGCUUGUUUGAUGAGAAGCGUCAUGACUACCUUCUGAGUAAAGGUGAACGACGACUGUCAUACCGUGCACUCCAGGGAGCACUGAUGAUAUAUUUUUACAGGGAGGAGCCUCGAUUCCAGGUCCCUUUCCAGCUGCUGACCUCACUUAUGGACAUUGACACGCUCAUGACCAAAUGGAGAUAUAAUCAUGUGUGCAUGGUGCACAGGAUGCUGGGCACCAAGGCUGGCACUGGGGGAUCCUCAGGCUAUCAUUACCUGCGUUCUACUGUGAGCGACAGGUACAAGGUUUUUGUGGAUUUAUUUAACCUCUCAACAUACCUGGUUCCCAGACACUGGGUGCCAAAGAUGAAUCCGAUCAUUCACAAAUUCCUUUACACAGCUGAGUACAGUGACAGCUCUUACUUCAGCAGCGAUGAAUCGGAUUGAGUUCUUCUGAACAUCAGUGAAAACUACAGGAUUCUCAGUCAGCUUUUUAUAAAUUUUUAUGAAUACAUGAUUGGUGUAGUCUAUUUAUAUGUGUAGUUCAGUGUUAUGAUGUUUUGGUCCAAUCCUGGAAAAAAGUUUAUGAUCUUGCAUAUCAUGAUGAUGAGCGAUUAAGAGGAUUAAGCAUUAUGAUACAUGAUUUAGUAAAAUGUUAGCAUCAUCAUACAUAUGAUAAAUUCUUGUUACAACUCAAUUUACCCUGACAUUUACCUCUGUAGAACCAUUUCAUAUAAUUACUACCUUAUUGCUUUAUACCUUAUAAAGCUUGUUGAGCAGUUACUUUGUAUUAUAGAUACAAUAAAUACUACCCUUCUGUACAAAAUUUAUUCAAACAAAUCUUUGUGUAAUAAAUUUAGUUGUUGGAUGUUCAUUGCUUGUAAAAACUCUGGAAUCUUAUUUUUUAUGGGCAUCUUGAUGAGCAGUGGCAGAAAUAUAUCUGAGGCUUAGCCUGAGGGAUACUAUAAUAUUAUUUCACCUGCUCCCAGAAUUCAAAGGCACUUAAGAAAUAUAUCACAGGAACCCAGUUCAGCUCCCAGAAUAUUUUAACCCUGAUACAUUUUGAAGAUGCUCUUCUUUCUUCUGUGUCAGUGGUGGCUGUCGUAAAGCAUUUUGUUCCUUACACUGUGGACUCUGACACUUUUUCCUGCUCAAAUGCUGAAGACGUGGUCAGUGCUAACACAGAAAUGCUUCAGAAAUAAGUACCGCUUCUAUUGGAAAGAAAAAGAUCUUCCCAACCCACUAAACAGGUCAACUGAUUAAACAGAAAUCAUGUCCAUUUGUAACAAGAACAUGAUGCCUACAGUUUAUAUCAGAUUUGAGACUUAGUCUUUGUUGUCUAGCUUGUUUUGGCUAUUGACAGCAUUUAGCUGAGUUGCUGAUAUGGGAAAGCCUACAAAAUACUGGUAAAUUUUCUAAAGAUUCAAAAUUAGAAUUAAGAAGUUAUUUUGAAGAAACAGGAAGUUCUUGAAAGAAGCACACUAUAAAUCAGUCUCAACUAAACACCAUAAGUAUCAUUCUUCGAUGCUCUGUAAUAUGCAUGUAAAGUGGGACCAUCUGUUCACUAGGUUCCACAUUGUGGAUCUAUUGGCUUUCCAAUUUUUAAUAUGUAAAGGAAGAAAUACAGUAUUUUUGCAGACUUUUUGUCAGUAUUCUCUACAUAAUAAUAGCAUGCACUGUGUUAUUUUAUCACAGCUAACCUAGAAAUGACUUAAGAGUAUAAAGAUGCCUAGAUUAUAUCAAAAUAAAUGACACUUCACAUGUAAGAAUUGAGCAUCCAUGGACUUUUGGACCUUUGGUGCUCCUGGAACUGGUAUUACAGGGUUAUAGAAGGAAAAUGACUAUGGAUUUCAACUACACCACUUGUGUGUAUGUAAGGUGUGCAUAUGUGCACACUCACAUAUGUACUUACAUAACACACAGUGAGGGUUAAACAGAUAUAAAUACAGAGGAAAAUACCAUGGGCUAACAGCAAAAUCUCAGAAAUCAGUAGGCUAAAGAGUAAAUGCUGAAAUGGUCCUUUGUAACUAUCUGUGUGGUACACUUCUAAGGAAACACCAGUUCCUGUUUAAAUGGGGAAUACUUAUUUUGUAAGCUUCAUUUUCUCUCAUCAUAUAAUUAAAAAAGUCUUGUAAAUAGA